Coffea arabica (coffee) is the source of this 912-nucleotide messenger RNA. The record is from RefSeq and is a predicted model, not a curated record. NCBI's taxonomy places the organism in Eukaryota, Viridiplantae, Streptophyta, Magnoliopsida, Gentianales, Rubiaceae.
AUGAGUGCACAUUCGGAAUCAUCUGACAGGUCCACCAUGGCACCUCCAGCAGACACUGCAAAUUUGGGAGUUCAAUUGAGCGAGAUGUUAAACAAAUUCAAUGAAUUGAGCGUGGAAAUAUCAACCCAAAGGCGUAUGAUUGACCAACUGGUUGCUAGCAGUGGCGGUAUCCAACAUGAUCCCAUGCCUAUUAGCCAGUCUGAAAUAGAACAUCAACCACCUCCUCUAUCCCAUACCCAAGUUACCUUUGAACCAUCCUUUGUAAACAUACCCGAAGAGACUUUCACCUACCCCGAUUCCAGUUUUCCAUAUACUUACCCCCAUAACAUCCAAGUCAACCCGACCAGCAUUCAAAUGCCUCAGAAUUGCCCAGACUCUCAAGUACCUCAUCACACCACUAUUGAGCCAUUCAUGUUGGAUGCUGCUAUGCAAGGGAAGGUGGAAACAGGCGAAUCCUCCACCCCAAUAGACAAAAAUCUGUUGAAAAGAUUGGAUAAAUUUGAUGAAUUCAUGAGAAAAAGCCAAGGAUUGAGCAAGUCUGGAGGCUUGGAUUUUGAUGAGUUGUGUCUCUUCCCAAACGUGCAAUUGCCUUUGGGUUUUAAAAUACCCAAAUUUAGUAAGUAUGAUGGAACUGGUAACCCCAAGACGCAUCUAAGACUAUUUGCAAAUAAGUUGGGAAAGCCAAUAGAUGAUGAAAAUUUGCCAAUACGUUUAUUCCCGGAGAGCUUAGAAGGUGAUGCCCUGAAUUGGUAUUCCAAUAUAAAGCCUGAGGAAAUGAGAACAUGGUUGGAUUUGUCAACUGUUUUCGUGAGACAAUACGAGUACAAUUGUGAACUUGCUUCAACGAGGACCACGUUUGAAGGCACUAAAAGGAAACCAUCUGAAGAUCAUAAGACAUAUGCCAAGCGAUAG